This is a messenger RNA of Pseudophryne corroboree (corroboree frog), 5384 nucleotides long. RefSeq names its product TBC1 domain family member 22B (gene TBC1D22B). The record is from RefSeq and is a predicted model, not a curated record. NCBI's taxonomy places the organism in Eukaryota, Metazoa, Chordata, Amphibia, Anura, Myobatrachidae. The transcript has 13 exons. Gene Ontology annotation, molecular function: GTPase activator activity. Gene Ontology annotation, biological process: activation of GTPase activity. The coding region runs from base 483 to 1961 and encodes 492 amino acids.
ACUAGCAGGCAGCCAGGUACAGCAGGGACGUGCACGCUAACGAGCACGCAGACAGGAGUUCCCCGGAUACGAUACCCCCGUUUUACUUGUGCACAGAACUAUAGUGUACUAGCUCCCUCAGACAGACAGUCACGUUACCCACACUGCCCUACGGAAUUGUAUACCACACUUCGCAUACACAAGAGUGCUAUGGUUCUCUGUCUCGCUUCCGAAGAGAUACUACACGAAGUAUGCUCCGAUGUAGAAGUAAUCCACGGUCUGGCCGGCAGCGCAGACAGGAACUGUAAAGACAGUUCGGCCUCUUCUGCCCAUGCAGGCAACUCCCAGCUCUCUGAGGUGACCCCGCACGAUCGCUCACGCUGAUUGGCUGGAGGUGGAAGGCUCUGCUCAGUUAACCAGUGGACUCAGUGGAGGAGCGCUGCUGCUGCGGGGGAAGCGGAUGAGAGCGGCGCAUAGCAGGGGGAUCUGUCUUGGCCAGCGGGAUGUCAGAGAAUAGCCGGCAGUUCUGGAAGAGAAGUUCAAAACUACCGGGCAGCAUACAGCCCGUAUAUGGUGCCCAGCAGCCGCCACUUGAUAAGAGUUUCCGAUCCAAUCACUCGCGGGUACACAUUCGCCAUCUUAAGAAUAGAAAAGCCUCCAGUUUCCAUGAAUUUGCAAGGAAUACGAGUGAUGCAUGGGACAUUGAUGAUGAUGGAGAAAGUGAAGAGAUUCUGCACUCCAAGUCCUAUCAGACUCUUGGCUCUAAAAUGGCUGAUGUUACAGAUGUGGAGAUCACGGAGUCUAACUUCAGAAUGCCAGAAGAAAAUGCUGGCCAGACGGUUGUGAAGUCUGUUAGUGAAGAUCAUCUGCAAAGAGUCCCAGCAGAUGUAUCCUUAACGAGGAAGCCUCUCCAAAAACUUCAGUCCCUUCCUUUUCGCCCUCUUAUCCCCCUUGUGGCCAGGAUAUCUGAUCAGAAUGCAUCUGGAGCACCUUCUGUGACACUGAGAGAAAAGACGCGUCUUGAAAAAUUCAGACAACUGCUUUCCUGCUUGAGCACUGAUCUUGAUGAACUAAGGAAGUGUAGCUGGCCUGGGAUUCCUCGAGACGUGCGACCCACUACAUGGAGACUUUUAUCGGGUUAUCUUCCUGCCAAUAAGGAAAGGCGGCAGUUGACACUUGAAAGGAAACGUGCCGAAUAUUUUGGUUUUAUUGAACAGUAUUAUGAUUCCCGGAAUGAAGAGCAUCAUCAGGAUACAUAUCGACAGAUUCAUAUUGACAUACCAAGGACUAAUCCACUAAUUCCACUAUUUCAGCAACCAUUAGUUCAAGAGAUAUUUGAAAGAAUCUUGUUUAUCUGGGCAAUCCGACAUCCUGCAAGUGGAUAUGUACAGGGAAUAAAUGAUCUGGUCACUCCAUUCUUUGUGGUGUUUCUAACAGAACAUGUGGAAGAUGAUGUGGAAAACUUUGAUGUGAGCAGCCUGUGCCCAGAUACACUGAGAAACAUUGAAGCGGACAGUUUCUGGUCUAUCAGCAAAUUACUCGAUGGUAUUCAGGAUAACUACACGUUUGCUCAGCCUGGAAUUCAGAAAAAUGUGAAGGCCCUUGAGAAGCUUGUGGGCCGUAUUGAUGGCCAGGUACACAGUCAUCUUCAGAAAUAUGAAGUUGAAUAUCUGCAAUUUGCAUUUCGCUGGAUGAACAACCUGCUAAUGAGGGAACUUCCUUUGAGAUGCACAAUACGUCUGUGGGAUACUUAUCAGGCAGAGCCUGAGGGUUUUUCUCAUUUCCAUCUUUAUGUUUGUGCUGCAUUUCUAAUUAAAUGGAGGAAAGAAAUUUUGGACGAAGAAGAUUUUCAGGGAUUGCUUAUGCUGCUUCAGAAUUUGCCUACAAUCCACUGGGGCAAUGAGGAAAUUGGCCUCCUGCUGGCAGAAGCGUACAGACUCAAAUAUAUGUUUGCAGAUGCACCUAACCACUACCGGCGGUAAAACAUAUUCUCCAUUGCUACACACUCCAGAAAUCCUGAUACCAGGAAGAGGCGUGUAUUUUUUGCACCAGUGCCUCUAAAAUAUCUAAUCGCUCACUCAUCUGGACUUUUAUAAGCUUUUGUGUGUGAGUGCAUACAAUGUCUCCACUCCUCUGAAGACUAAUGACUGACUCUACGAUCACUCCUCUACAACAGAUUAUUUGUAUAUUAGCAAACUUUCAUAUGUAUAUGGAUAGAAUUGUAUAUAAUUUACAUUUAUUUGUAAGAUGUGAUAGUCUAUUUCCCAUCAGUGUAUCUUGAGCUGCUUUGUCUACUUUCGGAAUUGUGGCUACUCUGUUAAGUGCGCACAAUUUAAAUUGCACUCCCUUCAUACUCCCUUGAAGCUGACCAGUCAACUGGUGUGUUAAUAAUUUAAUGAAGGAGUUUUCCAUAUAAAGGAACUAUUCUAACUACAUUUUUUGUCCUCUACCCAAAGCACAAUGAAAAUUACGGAGUUGUUUUAUUUUCUCCCACUAAUGUGCAUAUGGAAACCACUAACAUUAAUCAGGGAAUGUCAUCAAGAGAGAGGGCUUAAUUUCAAUCAUGUGUAAUGUAAACCUUUCUGAAAACAGAUUUCAUGAAGAAAAUGUCAUUUUUAUUGACAGAAGAAUCUUAAUGGUGGUGUUAUCAUUUUGACACUGAUGAUGUGUUGAAAUAUAAUAAUAAAAAUAGAGGUUAUGCCCACUAUAAAUUAUGCUGCUUAGAAACAGAGGUUCAAAUUGUACAGCACAGGACUUAGAGAUCAGCCAAAGAUCACCUUAAAUCGGUCUAUCACAAGGUACAUUAUUAAGGAUAAUUGUUGCUCUAGGCAAGGCUUGACCAACCUGUGGCUCUCAAGCGAUUGUGAAAAUACACUUCCCAGCAUGCGCUGCCACAGUGUUAGCAUUCCCUAAUAGCAAAAUAGUGGCAGAGCAAGCCGGGGACUGUAGUUUCACAACAGCUGAAGAGCUACAUGUUGGCCAGGUCUGCUCUACACCAAUACAUGGUUUAUGUCUGCACCUGUGCAUCUUCGCUAGUUACAUCAGAGACUACCUAACACAAUAGACUGAAUCAUGCGCAGACAGACUUUGUGGUGAUGUCUCAUGGCACAUUGGCUCCUAACUGCUUCCAAUGAUUACAUAAAAUAAUGCUAAAUAAAACAACAUAAGUGCAAAAAUAUGUGAUUAUCAGAACACCCCCCCCCCCCCCCCCCCCAAUUAAAAUGGAAUGUAUGCCUUUUUUACUUGACCGUACAACUGUGACCAUAGAUAGAGUACACUUUUUAGGUUUCCCUAUGGAGCAGAUUAUUUUAUAAUUGUUGUGGAGCACUUGCAUUUUUUCCCUUCAGAUAUAAAACAUUUAAGCGAUUGCGCCAACUCCAGAUGUCUAAUUUUGAAUUUACUGUAAUUUAAGACAUUGUGUAACAUUGAAAAAAAAGCAUGCUCUUAAACCAACACAAUAUCUAAAUAUUUGAGUUUAUAGUUGUGUUUAUCAGAAUCCAGUCCAGUCAAUAAAUUGUAAUUUAUUUACAGUUAAAUUGUAAUCGGAAAUUCCAAAAAUACAUUUCAACAGAUACCAGUCAGUCCUCCCGGUUUAUGACAAAGGUACUUAUUCUUUAGAUGCAUGCACACUUGCUGAGAAAAUAAACAACGUCGCUCAUUUUCACCCUUUCUGUGCGACGUUGCUUACUUUCUCGGCAAGUGUGUAUGCUGCCGACGACCAGCGUUGUGCUGCCCCGCAGGUCGUUAACGGCCCUUGCUGUCGGCCGUGCAUGCAGCUCAAUAUGGACUAUUAUCCAGGAGCUGCAUGCACGGCCCAGCCGCUGCGUGACACCACAGAGCGUUAUGAGCGUCAUAUCGCUCAAUGUAUGCACUGCUGCCGACCGGCCCGGGAGUGAAUAAAACACUAGACAACGUCGCUUAUAGAGCACGUCGCCUAGUGUGUACCCACCUUUACUGUAUCAUGGAUGCAGUAAGCACAAAUAUAGUAAAACCAAGACCACAGGUUGGAAAAUAUGAAAACAAUGAAUUGGUUGUAAAAAAUACAUUGAACAGAUACAGAGCUGAUGUCAUGGCUAUUAGUAAUGUGAUAGGCAGUAAUUAGUCUGUUUUCUUUUUUUCUAAUUUUCUGGGACACAAGAAGGGCUUGUUUAAGUGGGAAUAAAAGAGAUGCUGUGAAAUAUGUUUAUACAAGAGAAACAAGUCAGAGCCUCCCUUCAGGGAGCAUUGUAGUGGCAACAAUUCCCUCUUCUUGCUGUGGUCACGUGUGAUAGCCUUCUGUCCACUGAGUCACUGUGUGUGAGAAUGCUCUCAGUAGUGCUUUGGGAAAGGUGGUAAAGUUGUUUCCAGAGGUCUUCCUGCUCUGUAAUACAGUAAGUUUAGUUGGGUAAUUAUACAUAUUUGUCACUGCUAGUUAUUGCAAUGGUUAAGCAAAAUACAUUUUAUGGACAAAAUUGUCUGACAAAGCACAUGAUUACAACAGGUGGCACUUGAUAUACCGGGUGUCGGGAUCCCGGCGCUCGGCAUACCGGCGCCGAAAUACCAACCGCCGGUAUACCUUUGGGGUGUCCAUAACACCCCUGGAGGGAGAAUAAAUAGCGUAUGCGCGCCACCGUGCCUGCAGCAUGGCGAGUGCAGCAAGCCCACAAGGGGCUCUUUUGCGCGCACACCGUUGUCGGGAUCCCAAGCGCCGGCAUUUCAUACUACACCCGAUUUUACAACAGGUGCUUAAAAUGAUAUUAAACUCUUUAUACAUGCAAUAGCGUUCAGGAUUUGACACUACUUAAGGUGAAAUCGCAUAGGAGGAAGCGCCUUCUUUACCUUGUCCUCCUACUCCAUGGAAGGUGUCCUCCAAAAAGUAACCAAAGUAUAGCAAAGCAAGAGUGUGUUGCAAUAGCCAAAAUUCAAGCACUGACAAACAAUAACAAUGUUUUGCCCCUUCUCAAGCCCUUCCAUAAAUUACAUGAGGAUGUGCUAUGGACGAGACAUAGUUUAACCCCAGUGGGAAUUAAAGGGUGUAUUUAAAGAUAUUGUAGCAUUAGAAAGAACAGUUGAUGAAAUUGGGAGGAAUUGUUGAUUCAUUUGUCACAGCAAAAUUACAUGUUUAAUAAGCUACUAUCGCUCCCAUUGUUAAAAAGCAGGUAAAUCGGUACAUAAAGCAUCUAGAAUGUGUGCUCUGACCCAAAACAGACGUUUUGUUUUCAAAGACCACUGUGAGUUAUCAACUUGAAUUGCAAAUCGGCUGUGUGAUUUUAUGAGUGCUAGGUGUUAGACCAUUGUACAACUGGAAAGUUUCUAAACAGUUUGUGUUGCACAAGCUAUGUGAUUUACUUUUUUUUUCUGUGAAAAAGCAAACUAUGUUUAAAAGUGUGCAUAAUAAAACUAGUUAUGUUCAUUUGGAAAACAAA